Molecule: messenger RNA, 999 nt
Organism: Cynara cardunculus var. scolymus (artichoke)
Lineage: Eukaryota; Viridiplantae; Streptophyta; Magnoliopsida; Asterales; Asteraceae
Product: AT-hook motif nuclear-localized protein 24-like
Exons: 1
Coding region: 1-906 (301 amino acids)
Biological process (GO): vegetative to reproductive phase transition of meristem
Cellular component (GO): nucleus
Molecular function (GO): DNA-binding transcription factor activity; minor groove of adenine-thymine-rich DNA binding
Source: RefSeq, a predicted model, not a curated record
AUGGAUCAGAUAACGGCAUCAUCUCACGGUCACUCUCUUCCUCCCCCUUUUCAUACAAGAAACUUCAAUCUGCAUCAAUUUCAGCAACAAAAUUCUGAAGAUGAACAAAGCGGCACCAGUGGUCUCAACAUGGGUGGCCACAAAAGAGAGCGUGAAGACAAGAGCAACGACGAGAUGUUAAACAACAGCGGCGGUGGCGGAAGCAGUGAAGGCAAAGACGGAGAAAUGGGAAGAAGGCCAAGAGGUCGUCCGUCUGGUUCAAAAAACAAACCUAAACCACCGAUUAUAAUCACCAGGGACAGUGCCAACGCACUACGCACCCAUGUCAUGGAGGUUUCCGAUGGUUGUGAUGUGAUGGAUAGCAUCAGCACCUUUGCACGCCGCCGGCAACGUGGUGUGUGUAUCAUAAGUGGAACUGGGACCGUCACUAAUGUAACCCUCCGGCAACCUGCUUCACCAGGGGCGGUUGUGACAUUGCACGGAAGAUUUGAGAUUCUUUCUUUGUCGGGUUCUUUCCUGCCACCACCUGCACCACCGGCGGCGACGGGGUUGACCAUAUACUUAGCUGGUGGACAAGGGCAGGUGGUGGGUGGUAGUGUGGUAGGUGCACUUCUAGCGGCUGGACCAGUGGUUAUCAUGGCGGCAUCGUUUAGCAACGCCGCCUACGAAAGACUCCCUCUUGAAGACGAAGAAAGCACUUUACCGUUGCAAGGUGGGUCGUUAGGAUCUCCGGGAGACAUAACUCCACCACAACAGCAACAACAGCAACAAUUAUUAACGGAUCCUUCGUUGUUUCAAGGCAUGUCUCAAAACCUACUCAACUCCAUUCAAUUACCAAACGAUGCUUAUUGGGGUGGUGGCAGUGGCGGCGGUGGCGGUGCCGGUGGUGGUCGUCCACAAUUCUAACUAUAACCUCAAUGAAAGACAGAUGGAAUGUAAACAAGAUUUAGGUUUAUCAAAGAGGAUUCGAAUUAUAUUGUUGAGCAAGAUUUCAUCAGG